Molecule: messenger RNA, 6540 nt
Organism: Contarinia nasturtii (swede midge)
Lineage: Eukaryota; Metazoa; Arthropoda; Insecta; Diptera; Cecidomyiidae
Gene: rod
Exons: 22
Coding region: 125-6190 (2021 amino acids)
Biological process (GO): protein localization to kinetochore involved in kinetochore assembly; mitotic sister chromatid segregation; mitotic spindle assembly checkpoint signaling
Cellular component (GO): RZZ complex; kinetochore microtubule; cytoplasm
Molecular function (GO): small GTPase binding
Source: RefSeq, a predicted model, not a curated record
UUCAAAAAAAGUAGAUUGGAACACAAAAGAUUUGCACAAUUUAUAAAAUAUUCAACAGUAUUAUUGAGCUGGCGUUAGAAUUACUAGAGCAAUAGAGUAAUAUAAAUUGAAAUUAAAGAGGAAAAUGUGGAAUAAGAUCGGUGUUUUAUCAGAAGACGAGGUGUUUAAUGACACAUUCUCGGUGAAUACAUUAGUUCGCAUCGACAACAGUGAUCCAUUUUCGAUUGUUCGUGACCCAAAGUUACGUGCCACCUUUCGUAAUGAACAUGUGGCCGUGGCCAUCGAUAAAAUUUUACAUUUGCUGCAAAAAGACUUGAUUUAUGGCCAGAGUGAACAGACAAAAGUAAUUGCAUUCCCAAGCGAUAUUGAUUGCAUUACCAUAUCACCGAACGGCACAUUGAUAAUAUGUGGUCUAUUGGAUGGAAACAUCGUCGGAUUGCGGUUAGAUAGCAUGGAAAGAGGACCUGUGUUUGACACGGCGAUCAAUAAUCAAAACAUUGCCGAUCCAACAAUUGCCCAAAGUCGUACAUUCGUUGAUGUCAUCGAGUGGAACUCGGACUACUAUUUUUGCUGUACAAACGGCGUAAUUUAUAGGUUACAUGGAAUCGAAAAUGCAAUGGUAAAAUUGGAACCGGGUUUGAACUUUAAUGAAACGAUUUCCAAUAAUAUUAUUCUGGAUGUGGUCAAUCCAAAACGAACGAAUGUCUCCAUAUCCUCAUAUUCAAUAACCUGCUACAAUGGCGAACCCAUGCACAUUUACUGUGGCGAAGAUCACAUUUUCAUGAAAUCAAGCUACGUUGAGCAGCGCAUUCGACUGGAUGGCAUCAAACAAGUUCAAAGCGAUAACAUUAUGUUAUUUGCUUUAACCGAAAAUGGUGGCUUGUAUGAACUCUGUCCAUACACUGGUUCCGUGGAUCGCAUCGAUACACCGGAAAAUGUCAUUGAUUUUAUUAUAACUGCAACAAAUGAUGACGGCAUCGAAAUACUUGCACUCACCGAAAAUGCGGCCAAGUCACGAUCUCUGAAGGUGUUUGACUAUUCAAACAUGAAUUGUAAGUGUUCAUUGCCAGUGUCAAAUCAAAUUUGGCUAAUCGAACAACCAAAGUCAUCGGCCAGUAUAUUUUACUUUGGUGGCAAUCGAUCAUCUAGUUCGAAUUUUGUGGAACACAUUAAUUUGCAUAUGGUAUCCGAAUCGCAACCCGAAAAACGUCUUCAUACUCUACUGACCAAGGGAAUGUUGGCUGAAGCUGAGGAUUUGGCGAAGAAGUUCAAUCUGGACCCACAACCGAUCUACGAAGCAAAGGCCAAACGAAUUCUUCAAGAUAUGGGAUCAAUCAAUCAAAAUGUGGAGGCACUACAAAAACGUCUUAACCAAUUGAUUGAUGUUGCCAAACAAAUUAAAAACACUGAAUUUCUGCUUCAACUGCGAAACCUCGAAAUGCCUGAUAGAAAGGUCAUGAAAACUCUUCUCGAUUUUUUGGCCGAGUACAUUAAGUUUGAUAAUUAUCCAAAAAUUGGCGAGGAGAUCAAAGAGCAAUUGCUUCGGUUAAAUACCCUACAGCUGAUCGAUCAAAAUGAAUGUAUGAUGCACUGGCAAAAGUUUGUACAACAUCAAAAUCUGGGAAAUUAUUGCAUUAAAUAUAUGGAAACGAACAUCUCCGCUGCAUGUUUGAUAUUGAAGCAGCAUGCAUGCUGUAUCAUACCAAUUUUGAAACAUGAUACAGCCGUUAAAAUGUUGCGAGAGAUUCCACAAGAGAUAGAGCCAUUCGGAAUCAUCCAAUGGAUGCGACACUAUUUCCCAUUGGUAGCUGAAGAAUUGCCAGAUACAAUGCCGAAAAUAGUUGAUUGGGUCAUCACAAAAACAACAUCCUACGAGCGUUCAAACGAUUGGCCAGCUAUCGGUAUUGAAUUUGGCAAGAAAAUGCUGGACAUUUGCAAAGGCGUUAAAUUCACUUUUGCGGAUCAACGGCGCCAUUACGAUUUAAGUAUCGAAAGACUGAGCAAAGUCAUCGAUGCAAUGGAAGAGCUUCUGAUUUUGAAGAAUCAAUAUAAUCUGCACGUAAAUUUCGAUGAAUAUUAUGAAAAUACAAUUGAAGAAUGUGCCUUUAAUUUGUUGCAACGCAUCAAUAUCAAAAAUCUGCCCGAUCUAGUGAAUAAGUUUUUAUUUGUGGUAUAUACUGAAAAAGGUAUAAAACUGCAAAACACAUUGACCAGAUACAUUGAAUAUUUAAUGAAUCAUCGUUCGGCGCUUCGAAUGUGGUUGGCUCGAUCGGUGGCUUGUUUGAAAUUGAUCACAAAUCAAGAGAUAAAAUUGCAGUAUGCAUUGAAAAUUGCAAAAUUGUCAUCGGUACCAUGGCCACAAGAAAUGCAUCCGAUCAUUCAGUUUCGAACGUCAUCACAUCAUUAUGCAAAAGAGAUUGAUAACGAGUAUAAAAUGCAGCAAAUCAAAAUGUUACGAAUGAAAUAUGGAUGGCGGCCGGACUCAAGUGGCAAUCAAAUGAAAUGUGUACUUCGUAUGGUCACACAAAAUCGUGAAGAAUUGCUUGAAGAUUUGGAAAUUUUUAAAAAAUUCUCCUCCGACGAAUGUUCGGAAACAAAUUUUUACUGUGUAUACCAUUUGGCGCGUGACGGUCACAUUCACAAAGCACUCGAGUACCUUAAAACUCUUGACGAAGAAGAAGCGCGUACGUGUUAUACAAAAAUCGCAAAAAUUACACCAAAAAUGAUAUGCGAUUACAUGAACAAGCCAGAGUAUUACGAAAACUUGAUGGAACUAUUGCGAUUUGUGAUGGAUAAGGAUAUUGGCGAUGAAAAUAAAGAACUGAUUAAAGACCUGAUGAAUUUACAAUGGUUGAAAAAGAGUGCAUUGAAUAUGACCGUUACUCUGGAUGAAUUGAUGAACGAGGAAAAGGUCAUGGGUUAUUUGGACAUCGGUAUCGCUAGGCUGCUUACACUUUUACGGGAAAAGGAACGAUUUUUGGCCAAUGUCAUUUGGCAGAAUGUAAAAGUGUUAUCGGCAGCUCUGAAAGUGAAUAAGUUUGAUGUCAUUUUCAAAUUGGCGCGAACCAUUAAUAACGUUAAAUUUACAACAUUAUUGGCGAAAAUCUUCCGCGAUGAUAAUGCUGGUAGUAAUGAAUAUUAUGUCAAUAUGGCCGUAAUGUUGAUCGCUCAACAAUAUAAAGCUUCCGCUUCGGAUACCGUUUGUCCGGAUGUCGGCGAGUCGUAUGCAUAUCCAAUGGCACAUUUUUAUGCACAAAAAGUCAAUGGGAUGGACGUUGUUGAUGUACAGCAAUUGAUUCACUUUGCUAAAAUUGGACUGAAUGCAUUCGAGUUCACACAAUUUCAGCAAUUUCUCGAUGGCAAUGUCGAUGAAGAAGAUGAGACAAUUCAAGAUGCGCUUGAAAGUUUAAAUAAAUUGGAAUCGACUUCAACGCAUCGACGACGUGACUCGAUGUCAAUCUUUGAUGAAGUGAACCACGUUAAUCCAAUUCCUGUGAUUGAACAUAAGAGUGCUGCCGUUAUCCAGACAUUGUCAAUGGUUCUGCAAGCUGUGGUGUGUGAAUUACAACCAACAACACCAUUUUAUAACCAUUUCAAGGAUGUCAUCAGUACAAAUGAACCUUUUGAACGUAAUAAGUUCAUGGCGUCUCUGGACCAAUUGAACAAAAUGAAAAUGCACACAACUGUAUUUUCAAUUAUCCAUUGCAUUCGAACACAACAAAUGUACACUACUAAUAAAGUUUUGGCUGUCAGUUUAGAGGACAUCUACAUUCAAAAGAUAUUGAAGUCGGCACUUCAUCAAAAAGAGCCACAAUUUCAUUUGCUUGUUCCGAUUCUUCGGUCACAUUCUGAUCCGGAGAGAGCAUUGCGAAUGCUCACUGAUGAGUUAAGAAGUGGCCUUUCAAAGAUGAACUGUUUGCAAUUGACUGAAAAUUAUUGUGAAUUAGCCGGCGAUGCCACCGAAGCACGAGCGGCCAAAGAAGCACAUUUGAAGUACAAGUACUAUAUGCAAUUGCGACAACUUGAUCCAAGUAUUAAAGAUGAUUUCCAAAUCUCAUUCCCCGAGCUAUUCACUACGUUGAAUCAAAAAAUGUUUGACAUCCACUUGUUGGAGAGAAUGAGCAGAGAUUUUGAGUGGAAUUUCCAAAAAGUACUCGUUACGCAGAUAAGCACCAUUCUAAGUGUACAAGAGUUUGAAUUCGAAACCCAAACGAAUGAAGUGAACGAAGAAAUAAUCAUUGUGCAAACAUCACCCGAAAAAUUGCGAGCAUUGUGCGAACCGUAUCUUACGCAAGUAACCGACAUGAAAUUACUGAGUCUUUACUUGUACGAUGUCAUCAAUAACAUUAAUCCGUACUUCUAUGAGCUUUUCCUUUGUGUGCUGAACAUAUUGUCGGAAAUUCGUGAGCUUCGUGUUGAGGUGCAACAAUGGAGUCACAUUUUACUAUUUUUAAAGCAUAAAAUGGUGAAAAUGCGUGAACGACGUGUUGGACAAUUCGAAACUGAUUGGUGGAUUCGAAGGCAAGGUGAUUCAACAAUCAUGCCGAAAGUAUCAAAAUAUCGUUUGCCAUUUUUGAUGGUGGUCACGGAAUCGCUACAAGAUUUUCUCGGUGAUGUCGUCACGAUUGAAGAUUGUGUUGAAUGGUUUCCGUUGGUCAAAUUCUAUUCGCAUAUGCAUGGAAUGGUGAAUCCGAUUGAAAUUGACCAGGAAAAAGAUGCACUGUGCAUGACAGUAUUCAAAAAAGUGUUGAGCGAGCGUCAAACAAGCAGCAGAGAAAAUAGUACAUGGGGUCUACAGCCCGCUAAUAACGCAUUUUUGCAAUCGGUGAUGAAUGUGGUGAGCCAUAUGAAAGACACUCAUCGUAUUUUAUUGGUUUUGUAUAUGGUAUUAAGCAAUGCGCCGGAAGGGGCUGACCAAUUGGAAGCCGCACACCAAUGCUACAUAUUCGUGAAGAAAAAUCAAACCACAUUGAAUGAAGUUCAACGAUCUAAAGAGCUGGCGCUCAAGAUUAAAAGCAAAUAUUCCAUACUUAAAGUACAGCAUCAAUUGCAUUUGUAUGGUUUGUACGAUGAUGAUUUGUCUGAAUUGAUAACAAAUCCAGUGGAAUUGAUAAAAGCAUUGUACAAUCGAGCAAAUAUCAAUAACGAUUCGAAAUGCGACAUUAAUAAAGUGGCUGAAGAAUUUGCCAAAUUAUUCAAACUCAAAUUCUAUGACGUUCAAUUGGGUCUAAUCAAGCAAUGGCUUGCGGUCGGUCCGAGUGAUGAGGGCAAUACACUUGAGCAAACUCUUUACGAUGAUGAAUUGAAUUCAACCAUAACACCGAAUAAAGAUGACAACGAAAAUGCAAAUCUUUCCGUUGAAAAAGCGUAUUAUAUUUUAAAGUCAUGGGAUCCAGUAAAGUCCAGUCAAUUCAUAAUAAAUAACAUAUUUACCGGCCAAGGUGAUAGCGUGAACACCAGUCGUCAGCUUCAGUUAUUCGAAUGUCUCAUUAAAUUGUCAAACGAAGACAUGAAUCCUUCGUUCUUGCAAUUUGUCGAAGAAUCGAAAUACAUUGCUCUCAAGUGUGUGCACCAUUUAAAACCAUUUGGCUAUAUGUUAUCGAUUGAAAAGUUUCAAUCGUAUGACAAAAUUAAAAUCUUAAAGCAAAUUUGGUCAUCGCAUGCAUCAAAUCCAAAGGCAUUGAGUGUAAUCACGUACAUUUGCUUGGGAUAUGACAUUUAUGAGCCAAAGAUCUGGAACAAUGUUUUAAAACAAAUGGUUGUACUUCACAUGGCCGAUGAACUCAUGACGAUCAUUAAUAAAAUUUCAAUCAAACCAGAAAUUGUGCACUCGGAUGGUAUUGUUAUUGCCUACAACUAUUUAAUUCGAUUACCAUUCAAAAAUAUGGUGAAAGUACGUUCGGAUGUACAAGAUGAAGCACUUUCGAAGGCAAUAUUCAUUCUUCAAUCGUGCCCAGUUAAACACAAACUUAAUUUUGUGGAUUUGGUUGAAACGUGCAUCGCUUUGAAGCAAACGCAUUUUGGUGCCAUUUUCUUGGCACUAUCCAAUGAUGACCUUAAGCCACAAAUUAAAAAGAUGUUGAUGCCAAACCGCCACGAGACACUGAAGGAGGAAAUCAACAAUUUGGAAGAGUACGAUGUUUUUCCAUUUGUCACCUUGCAAGCUGUUAAACUAUUGGAAUUAUCGUAAUAGAAAAAACUGCUCCAAACAUAUCCGUUUUGGCGAAUUGAUCAAAACUCAAGUGUGCUUGUGUUAGAAAUUAAACGUUUAUUAAGUUUAAGUUUAAGUAUUCGAGUUGGCUCGACAACUGUAAAUAUUCAUUUACUACAACUACAAUAAGUUUGAUAUAAUUUACAUCAAAUCAUCAAAAAUAAAAAUUAAAAUCAGAAUUAAUACAAAUGAUCGCGAUUUAAAUGAUCGGAUUAAUCUCGUAUCUCAUACAAAAAAGGCACAUGAUCAUACAUUUUAGGCACAAUAUUUCAAAUACAUAAUAAUAAUAAUUGUUAAAACGAAAAUCAUACAAAAUAUGGAUAUUAUCC